This is a messenger RNA of Pocillopora verrucosa, 1197 nucleotides long. NCBI's taxonomy places the organism in Eukaryota, Metazoa, Cnidaria, Anthozoa, Scleractinia, Pocilloporidae. The record is from RefSeq and is a predicted model, not a curated record.
AUGAAGAUCGUGAUUUCAAAGAUGUACACGGUGGCGAAGUGUGAUAUUUUCUUGAUAUUUCUAUUUUUCAAAGCGAACUUCAGCUGCUCGUCAGAUAAUUUUUUUGAACGCCUAUUUUCAAAAACCGAGUACCAUUACUUAGAUGUUCCACAUUUUGGAACAACGAAGGUACAUGACGAGCUUGCGUGCGUUUUUCAAUGCCUCAGGAGCCAAAGAUGUCUUUCAGUAAACAUGGCCACCUCUGAGGAAGCAAAUGGAAACCUUUGGUGUGAGUUGCUGUCGUCUGUAAAGGACAGGAAUGUCAAAGAGUUUAAAGAAAACAAGAGUUCGCAUCACUUUUCCAUUAUGUCGACUUGCCCAUCCUCGAGGUGUCUCAACAGAGGCACCUGUCUAUUAAAUGACAUUGGAAAUGAUCCAUUUGAAUGCCUUUGCGAGGAAGGUUAUGUGGGAAAAUACUGCAAUACAAUUGCGAAGUCAUGCAAAGAGCUCAGUGUAGCUUACAAUUUAAACUUGAAUCGACUGGUCACGCUUCACUUUGACUCCAAAGCAAUCUCCAUUUACUGUCACACUGGAGAUUUCGGGUGUGGAGAUGGAGCAUGGACGCCAGUCAUGAAGAUUGACGGCAGCAAGAGCACCUUUCACUACAGCUCAAGCUACUGGACGGAUAAAAUUGAAUACAGCGUCUUGGGAGGAGCAACUAGAUUUGAUUCACUAGAGACCAAGCUACCGACCUACUGGAACACACCCUUUUCAAAGAUCUGUCUUGGUAUGAAGAUUGGGCAACAGCUCAACUUUAUCGUCAUCGAGAGGCAGGCUGACUCUCUGUACUCACUGAUCGCUGACGGGCAAUAUCGCAACACAUCACUGGGUCGUGAGAAGUGGAAAUUGCUGAUUGGUUCACAAGCCUCUUUACAGUACCAUUGUGAUAAGGAAGGGUUCAACGCUGUUUGUAGCUGGAGUGAAACGUCCAAAGCUAGAAUUGGUAUCUUGAGUAACAAUGAAGAUCUUUGCUCCAGUUGUGAUUCCAGAAUCGGCUUUGGGACGGGAGGGACUCCAGAUGAUUCGAACACAUGCGGAAACUCCGUAGUGUACCUACCAGAUAACGGUAAUAAACUCAUCAAGGCCAUGGGAUAUAUCUUGGUUCAGUGUCAUGUACACGUCGAAAAAAAACGCUUUUUUAGCAAUAUAAAUAAUUAA